GUUUCCACGCCGCUGCGUUUUGAGGCUAAUUAGUUUGGAUAUUAACGGGACGAAACCCCAAGCAGCUUCUAAAUGUCACCCGCUCUCCCCACAGACACAAACACACGCCGGUUCACGCUCUUUGCCCCGUUCCACCGCCCCCCAGAAAAGCGCCGCGGGGAAAACCAAGAAAAAGCCAAGAAGUGUCGGCGACGUGUGGAAUAGCAAAGCCGUGUCACUGCGCUCGGCAUUCUGGGAGCACUGGAGUGAGCCAAGAGGGCCUUCAUCAGACAGACAGACAGACGGACGAUACGUCACGACGGAUCAAACAGCUACCGUUUGAUGCAACUCGGAUGCUUGGAAUCUGUGGCCAACUCGUCUGUCGCUUACUCUUCAUCGUCUCCGCUUACAUACCCAGCUACCGGAACCGAUUUUGCCUCCCCGUAUUUUCCCACGAACCACCAGUACACGCCCUUACACCACCAGUCCUUCCACUACGAGUUCCAGCACAGCCACCCGGCCGUGAACCCGGAUGCGUACUCGUUAAACUCUCUCCAUCACUCGCAGCAGUACUACCAGCAGCUCCAUCACGGCGAACCGGCGGACUUCAUCAACCUUCACAACGCCCGCGCGCUCAAGUCCUCGUGCCUGGACGAGCAGCGGCGGGAACUGGGCUGUCUGGACGCGUACCGCAGGCAUGACCUGUCAAUCAUGAGCCACGGCUCUCAGUACGGCAUGCACCCCGAGCAAAGACUGCUGCCCGGAGCGGGUCUGGGGCUGCCGCCACCGGGGGCCGAUGACCUACAGGGAUCUGUAGACGCGCAAUGCGGACUCGUGUUAAAUGGACAAGGUGGAGUGAUUCGGAGAGGUGGCACGUGUGUAGUGAACCCUACAGACCUGUUCUGCUCUGUACCAGGAAGACUUUCUCUACUCAGCUCUACCUCAAAGUACAAAGUCACCAUCGCUGAAGUCAAACGCCGCCUGUCUCCUCCAGAGUGUCUCAAUGCCUCACUACUCGGUGGGAUUUUAAGAAGGGCCAAGUCAAAGAACGGCGGUCGGUGCCUCAGGGAGAAACUAGACCGGUUGGGACUCAAUCUCCCAGCAGGCCGCAGGAAAGCGGCGAACGUCACGCUGUUGACCUCUUUAGUGGAAGGGGAAGCGCUCCAUCUGGCUCGGGACUUUGGUUACACCUGUGAGACAGAGUUUCCCACCAAAGCGGUCGGGGAGCAUCUCGCCCGCCAGCACACGGAACCAAAGGAACAGAACGCACGCAAGAAAAUGGUGCUGGCCACCAAGCAGAUCUGUAAGGAAUUCCAGGAUUUGUUAAGUCAGGAUCGAUCUCCUCUAGGUUCCUCUAGACCAACACCUAUUCUGGACUUGGACAUUCAGAGACAUCUUACACACUUCAGUCUGAUCACGCAUGGAUUCGGUACGCCGGCGAUUUGCGCUGCUCUUAGCACCUUUCAAACGAUUCUUAGUGAAAUGCUUAAUUACCUGGAGAAGCACUCAGCCAAUAAGAGCACGGGAACGCCGGACACCAACCAGAUCAACUCCAACUCGGACAAAACACUGCGCAAAACCACCGAGCCACAGACGAAAGACGGUAAAAUCGAGAAAACAGAAUGACUCUGACACAGGAGUGGCCACUUUCCCACUUCCUGAUCCAAGCCCUGAUGGGCGGGCCUAGUUCAGGGCGUGGCUACUGGGGGCGGGGUUACAGGGUUUUUAUUCCAUAUGCGUUUUAUUUAUAUAACUGGCAUAACUUCCUAUGACCUCAGCUUUCCCUGUACAAGACUCUAUCUGUAUGUACAAACCAGUCACGUCAAUCUCAAUGCCCGACGAACGCGAACCAUUUUCGUUAUUUUCUAAGUUAUGGAAGAAAUUAUUUUGCUUAAAGUUUGUCUGUAUGUAAUUAGUUUAAAUGAUGAUUUUAAAAAUGCAAUAUCUUUUAUUAAAAGACUCACAUUCCAUUUCUGGCAAGACCUAAUUUGAGGUCAGUUUGAGACUGUAAAUUAUUACAGGUAACUUUCCCUGUUAGUUACUGUAUAUUGUGCAUGUUAAACUUUGUACACCAUCUGAAACUGACAUUGCCCACUGUUGUUCCAGAACACAAACUCUUGACUGCAUUUGUAAAAAAGUUAUAAAUAAAUAUAUAAAUUCAAUCUUUCCUUGUAGGCUUUGAACUACAUAUAUGAAAUAACCCUUCAUGCAAACUACUGGUGUUCAAUAAAGCAUAUUGCUCAAAGUCUUAUAUUAA
Molecule: messenger RNA, 2236 nt
Organism: Carassius gibelio (silver crucian carp)
Lineage: Eukaryota; Metazoa; Chordata; Actinopteri; Cypriniformes; Cyprinidae
Product: transcription factor AP-2-delta
Exons: 8
Coding region: 322-1605 (427 amino acids)
Biological process (GO): anatomical structure development; regulation of transcription by RNA polymerase II; regulation of cell population proliferation
Cellular component (GO): nucleus
Molecular function (GO): DNA-binding transcription factor activity, RNA polymerase II-specific; RNA polymerase II transcription regulatory region sequence-specific DNA binding
Source: RefSeq, a predicted model, not a curated record